CUUUUUUCGUUUGUUCUUUUUUCUUCUCUAACUUUGUUCGUAAUAAGUUCAAAAUUUUGUUUACUUUGCAAUUGCAAAGAAACUUCUCAUUACAUUCCUUCACCAUAAGCUUUGCCACUCCUCUAUAAAAGGUUCCGUAAAAUGCUUAAACAGACACAUCUCUUUGAAUCUGUAUUUUGAAACCACUCAUGGCUGCAUCUACUUCUUCUUCUUCUUCAUCAUCAUCUUCUUCUUUAUCUUCUCCUUCACCUUGCACAUGGAGAUACAUGACUUUCACGAGCUUCCAUGGACCAGAUGUCCGCAACACAUUUCUUAGUCAUUUGAGGAAACAGUUUAACACCAAUGGAAUUACGAUGUUUGAUGAUCAAAGGAUGGAGAGAAGCCAAACCCUUGCCCCUACUCUCACGCAGGCGAUUAGAGAAUCGAAGAUCUACAUCGUCUUGCUCUCGAAGAACUAUGCUUCAUCGAGCUGGUGUCUUGAUGAGCUAUUGGAGAUUUUAAACUGCAAAGAAAAAAGAGGACAGAGAGUGAUGACAAUCUUCUACGGCGUAAAUCCAUCUGAUGUGCGGAAACAAACCGGAGAAUUUGGAAUCGCUUUCAACGAAACUUGUGCUCGUAAAACAGAGGAGGAGAGGAGAAAAUGGAGCCACGCUUUGACCUGUGUGGGCAACAUAACCGGAGUACACGUCCAAGACAGGGACGAUGAGGCAAACAUGAUCGAGAAAAUUGCAACUGAUGUCUCAGAAAAACUGAAUGCUACAGAGUCAAAGGAUUUUGAUGAAAUGGUGGGAAUUAAAGCUCAUUUGACGAAAAUUGAGUCUUUGCUAUCUUUAGAUUAUGAUAAAGUUAAGAUCGUUGGGAUCUCCGGUCCUGCAGGCAUUGGUAAGAGUACCAUUGCCAGAGCCUUACAUAACCUACUCUCUAGCAGUUUUCAUCUUAGUUGUUUUAUGGAAAACCUUAUUAGCCAAAGCAACCCCCAUAGUUCUCUAGAGUAUAGUUCGAAAUUGAGUUUACAAGAGCAACUUCUCUCACAAGUUUUGAACGAAAAGGACAUUAGGAUACGCCAUUUAGGUGCGAUACAAGAAAGGCUACACGACCAGAGGGUUCUUAUCAUUCUUGAUGACGUGACGAGUCUAGAGCAACUAGAGGUUUUGGCUAAUAUCAAGUGGUAUGGUCCUGGAAGUAGGAUCAUAGUAAUCACUAAAAAGAAAGAUAUUUUGGUGCAACAUGGUAUCUGUGAUAUAUACCAUGUGGGUUUUCCAACAGAUGCAGAUGCUCUAAAGAUCUUUUGUCUAUCUGCUUAUAGACAAACCUCUCCACCUGAUGGAUCUAUGAAAAUUCAUGAGUGUGAAAUGUUUAUAAAAAUUUGUGGCAAUCUUCCAUUGCAUCUACAUGUUUUGGGGUCGGCGCUUCGGGGAAGGAGUUAUGGCAGAGUGCAGAGUUUGUGUAAUCUAGUGUCUCUGGCUGAUUUUGUAUAAAGCAAGACUCUAUUUUAUGUACUACUUAUUGCAAUGCUCUCUUUUUGAUAAUUUUUUCAUACACCCUUCUAUAUUCUUUUCGUUGUUUGUAGUGUUGUAAUUUGUAAACUUUCUUUAUUAUGAACAUAAACAUCUAUGUAAAAAGACUACAAUUUAGAACUUGUCUAUUAUGAAUAAAUUGUGUUUAGUG
Arabidopsis thaliana (thale cress) is the source of this 1668-nucleotide messenger RNA. Its product is annotated as Disease resistance protein (TIR-NBS class). Gene Ontology annotation, biological process: defense response; signal transduction. Gene Ontology annotation, molecular function: ADP binding. Lineage: Eukaryota; Viridiplantae; Streptophyta; Magnoliopsida; Brassicales; Brassicaceae. The transcript has 2 exons. The coding region runs from base 189 to 1478 and encodes 429 amino acids. The record is from RefSeq and is marked reviewed.